Molecule: messenger RNA, 6008 nt
Organism: Camelus dromedarius (Arabian camel)
Lineage: Eukaryota; Metazoa; Chordata; Mammalia; Artiodactyla; Camelidae
Gene: PAWR
Product: pro-apoptotic WT1 regulator
Exons: 6
Coding region: 271-1290 (339 amino acids)
Biological process (GO): positive regulation of apoptotic process; apoptotic process
Cellular component (GO): cytoplasm
Source: RefSeq, a predicted model, not a curated record
UGAGUGGGCGCGCUCUCCGGGCGUGGGGUGCGCUCUGAGGGGCGCGGCCGCGGGGCAGACCCUCAGGCCGGGCGAGGACCUGACGCUUCCCUUCCCCGCCCCCUUUUGUGUUUCCCCGCAGACCGGCCGGUCCCUGGGGGAGCCGCGGCCACCCCCGCGCCCGGGGGUCGUUCCCUCGCCUCCUCCGGGCGGCGGGAAGGAAGCGGCGGCGGCCGGAGCCGGGGCGGGCGGCCUGAGGUGAGAGCCCGGCCGGCUGGCCCCACUGGGAAUAUGGCGACCGGUGGCUACCGGACCGGCGGCGGCGGCGGCGGCAGCACCACAGACUUCCUGGAGGAGUGGAAGGCGAAGCGCGAGAAGAUGCGCGCCAAGCAGAACCCCCCCGCGCCCGGCGGGGGCACCGGCGACGCGGCCGGGAAGCUCCCUCCGGGGUCUCUGGGCACCUCGGCCGCCGCGGCGGCCAACGAGCUCAACAACAACCUCCCGGGCGGCGCCGCCGCACCUGCCGCCCCCGGUCCGGGGGGCGUGAACUGCGCGGUGGGCCCCGCGCCGCUGAGCCGCGCGGCCCCGGGCUCCCGGCGGCCCGAGGACGAGUCCCCCGCCGCCCCCACCGCCGCCGCUUCGGGGGCAGCGCCGGCCCGGGGCGACGAGGAGGAGCGGGACGGCGCCCCGGAGAAGGGCAAGAGCUCGGGCCCCAGCGCCAGGAAAGGCAAGGGACAGAUCGAGAAGAGGAAGCUGCGGGAGAAGCGGCGCUCCACCGGCGUGGUCAACAUCCCAGCCGCAGAGUGCUUAGAUGAAUAUGAAGAUGACGAAGCUGGGCAGAAAGAGCGGAAACGAGAAGAUGCAAUUACACAACAGAACACGAUGCAGAAUGAGGCUGCAAGCUUAUUAGAUCCAGGCAGUUCCUAUCUGCUGCAAGAACCAUCUAGAACAGUUACAGGCAGAUAUAAGAGCACAACCACUGCCUCUGAAGAAGAUGUCUCAAGUAGAUAUCCCCGAACAGAUAGAAGUGGGUUCAGCAGAUAUAACAGGGAUGUAAGUGCUUCAGGUAAUUUGGUCUCAAGUAGCACAUUGGAAAAGAAAAUUGAAGAUCUUGAAAAGGAAGUGGUAAGAGAAAGGCAAGAAAACUUAAGACUUGUGAGACUAAUGCAAGAUAAAGAGGAAAUGAUCGGAAAACUCAAAGAAGAAAUUGAUUUGUUAAAUAGAGACCUAGAUGACAUAGAAGAUGAAAAUGAACAACUAAAGCAGGAGAAUAAAACUCUUUUGAAAGUUGUUGGGCAGCUAACAAGGUAGAAGAUUCAAGGCUCAGUGUGGAAAAAAAUAUUUUAAAACUACUGAUCGAAUGUUAUGGUUAACACUAGGACAAUAUUCCUAUGCAAGUAUGUAUAUUUAUUUCUAGAAAACAGUGGAUGUUUAUUUUCAAAAUAUUUCUUUUUCAUUAUCAGUUUCAAAAAAAAAUCAACCAUUUAUUUCACAAAGAAGUAACCACUUUUAGUUAUUAAACUUGUAGGUUUAUGCCUCUUUUGGUUUUGUGUGGUAUUCAAGUAAUACAUAGUUUAAAGUCACAACCAUUUGAAUAUAUUUCAUCUAUGGGAAUGCAUUUUCUCCCUAAGAGAAUAUACAUAGUCUUUGUUUACAUAAAUUCAAGUACUUUUUGGGGCGUUACCUGCAAAUGCCUUAUUACUGAUAUGUGCAACCUUUUAUUCAUAAAGGUCUUUGUCUACAGUCUGUUCUUUCAACUUAUUCUAAGCAAUUUAGAGGAAUAUAGAGUCAAGCUAUUUUGUAUAACAGUCAUCUUUAAAAAGGAAAACUACUAUAAAAUGUCACUUAAUAUCAUGUACUAGUUGGCUAAAUAUAAAAUUUAAGAGAAUACUUGAAUUGUGCUAUCGUAAAUUAAAAUGUAGUAUUUUGUUUUCAAGUACUGAAAAAAAUUUAAGUCACUUUGACUUCUAAAAGACAUACAGUUGUACUUCUAAAGUAAAAUUUCUUAUGUAGGUACUCUUUUUAUUAUUCCAAGGUUUAUAAGUGAACAUGGGGUAUUUUAAAAGGUGUUUUAUUCAUGAAGCCUAGAGAGUGUACAAUUUCAGCAUAUAAGAAAAAAUCCACAUUUUAAAUUAUCAUACGCAUUAAAACCAAAAGGAAACUAUUUAUCCACACAAAACAUUUAUACUUACAUUAACAAUACAUUACAUAAACAGAAAUCAUACUGAAAUACUUUGCUUAAUUUCUAACUUGGAGAGUAACACUGUAAUGCAGUUGUUCUCAUGUGGAGAAUUAUGCCCCUACCUCAAAUUUAAGGGAUUUUCUUCCUAACAUUGGAUUUUUUAAAAACAGAAUUAUUUUGAAGAAUUAUGCAGAUUUUCUCUUCUAUUAGAUAUCAUUAGUGUUUAGAGUUGUUUUGUAUUACAUUUUCAUGUUGAGUAAGAAAGCCCUCUCCUUUAAAAUACAUUAAGAAAUGUCAGCCUUGAUAGUGUACUAAUGCCCUUUUAUCCAAUUAAUGUAUGUAAAUGUCUUGAACAUAGUAAAAUCCAUUUUGGGUCCCCUUCUGACUCUUUCUUUUACUUGCUAAGCCCCUUCAUUAUUUGUUUUAUUAGAAAGAUAGGGAAGGUAAGACAGUUAGAAAAAGCACAGAGUAAAUGCUGAAUUUUAAUACUCUCUGCAAUAACCUAGGUGUCCCGUCCCGUGCCCCUGCCCCUGCCCACCCCGCUUCAGAAGUUUCAACCUUGGCUGAUCAUCAGAAUCACUUGGGUUGUUUAAGAAUUAUCAGGUUAUAGCUUCUAGAUUGGUUUAGAUUGAGACCUUGGAUAGAAUUUUUAAACCUUGCAUCUGAAGAUUUUGGUCAUAACCUAGAUUGGGAAACAGCUACCCUUGCCACUUUCUUCCUAUAUCUUCUGUUGGAGACCUUGGAAUUAACAUAGUUUUAGCUACCAGCACUUUUUAACCUCUUGGUUUAUUUAAUAAUUAACUUGGUCUCUGGAGAAGUUCACAUAUGUCAAUAUAUGUAUUUACCAAAAAGUUCAAUGUUAAAUUACCAAGCUCGAUAUAGUUGUGGAAUUACUGCAUUAGGACAUCUUUUUUGGAGAAUAGUCCCAGCAUGGUAACAGUGAUUUGUUGCCCAGGUGUUGCAGUGGUGUUCCAGGCUCAGGCAGCGCCUUUGGCUGUGUGGUCCUCAUUUCCCUUGGAUAAUUUACCCUUAAUUGUGUGGCAGAAGUACUGGUAUUGCCUAGCUUCCCAACCACAGUUUGGAUGUUGUGAAAAUGCUGUUAGUAUCCAACCUUAAAAUAUAUUAGUAUACUGAUUUUUCAAUAAAAGAAGUAUUUUGAAUUUUCUGUUUAAUCCAUUUGUAACUAAAGGAAUAUUUCAAUUCCCCGUUUAAAAUUAUACCAGCUAUUAAGGCUUUUAAAGACUGAGCUCUUUUAAAGUUUUUCCUCUAUUUCAGUUUAUCAGGAACAUUUCCAACAGUGACCUUAUACAUAACAGUACCUAGUGCAAAUAGAGAAGCCCGACAAUUGAGGCAAAGUAGUUCACGUGCAGUCCUCUCUCCCAUGCUUAAAAUGUAUAUUUGUAUCACUUAAUGAUUUUUUACACCGAAUAUUGAAAAAUAAAGUAGGAUCUGCUACAAUUUCCCUUUAAAAUUUAUAAAAAGCAUUGAAAUUUUAAAAAGGUUACUUAAGUACAUGUACACUACCUUAAAAAACUUGGGCUAUUGUCAGUAAAGUACUAGUAUUUGUGAAAUUAUUAGUCCCAUUCAGAAAUAAUAUUUCUUAUAUUUCCUGGGAAUUUGUGGCAUAAUAAAGCAUAUCCAAAUAUCCAGAGUUCUAAUGUGUUUAUGAUGUUAUUUUCAAAACAAUAAGUUUUUAUCUUUAAAAUGAAUGUGACUUGCCUCCUUGAUUUCUGAUAUGCAUUAACUUGGAUAUUACUGAAGAAAUAAUCUCUAUUUCAUCUUUCUAGAAUUAUUAGUUUUAUUGCACUACAGUUACCUUUAGAGAGGAAGAAGAAGGCAUUAGAGUGUAUAUUUCUAAAGGAAUUUACUAAAUAUAGUAGAUUAGCUCUGUCAUACUUGCUCAAGUAGUUUAAUACAUAGAAAAUUAUCGGGGCAGUUACAUGAAGCAAUGUAUUCUUAAGGUGAAAAACCUACCUCAAUUACACGUGGUUUAUGUUUUCUGGAUUAAUCUGGAUUUUUAUAAUUAGAAAUUAAAAUGCAGGUUUUUGAGUCCAUUAAUAAUAUGUUGUUGAAAAUAAUGCAAGUCAAUGUAAUAACAUGUUCAUAUGUUCAAACACCAGAAGAUAAAAUAGGAAGAACCUUGGGUUUGAUAAUUAAUCUGAUGUCCCAGACAAUAUUCAUAUGUACAUUGGUUGUCAUAUUUCAUCUUUUUUUGUAGUUUUUUAUCUUGACUCAGUGCCUAGUAAGUUCCAUGCAGUGUUGGCACUUACUUAAUACCUGUUCUUGAUGUUGUCAAUAACCUGUUCUAAGAUUCAUGCAUAUAUUUUCAUCUUGUAAUAUAAAAAACCAAACACACUAGCUUUUCAUUGGGGGAAAUAUAUUAAAUGAGAAGGAACUAGCAUUAAAAUAACAUGUUAAAGUCAGUGAUAAACAUUGUCUCAUUCUGUCUGAACCAUUCCUAACUUGUAACAGUAAACUUGACUUUUUUGCAUUGGAACUGUGCUCUCAUAAAUAAAGGACACCCUAUUGAUUAGGAUUAUAAUUUGUAUGACUUACCUUAGGACUAGUGACACUUUGUUGUUGUUGUUUCAGUAAGCUGAAAAUAUGGUACCAAUAGCAAACAUUUUACUCGUCAGGUGCAUAUACAAAGGCACUCUCCACCAUGCUGUCAAGUUUUCUCUUUAAUAUAUCAAAGUUGGUUGUUUCCUUCCCAGUAUAAAGACUCAAACCAUUGCCCAAGAAAACCUCAGCCCACAUUUUUUUUUUUAAUUUUACUUAGCUAGAAUCUAACAGCACACUAAAGUUGUCUCCCCAUACUUCCCCCACCCCCAAAACAAUUAUGUGUGAGUAUGUGAGAGAAACAUGGCUGAGGGGGUUAUGUUAAAUUUUCAUACUUAUUCUUUCAGCAAGUAACUGGUCAUACAAUUAUAGAUAUUACAGAAGUUUUAAAAAAUGUCCAUGGAUCAGCCCUUCCAUCUGUCAGUGUACAGUGUGUGUAGUGUGUGUCAGUGCUGUCUUCAGCAGCAUUAGCCAGUCUACUCUGAAUAGUUCAUUCAAAAGUAUUUUCUGUAUUAGUUAUCCAGCCAUUGUAUUUUAGGUCUGAUUAAUAGGUACUAUUUAAUUUGCUGCAGUGUUUACUGAAUGGUGGAUGAAAGACUGGAUGCAUAUUGGGAAGCAUCUUACCGUGUUUCCUUUAGGUAAUUAUGUAUUAUGAAAAGAACGUUUUAAAGGAAUUUGUCACAGUAAUGAAGUAAAAAGAAUUCAACGUAUGUCAGCUGUACCAAACUGUUGAUGGUGUUCAAAAGUGAUUUUAAGUUAGUUUUUCUGUAUACAUUAUUGAUUACUGGUUUGUUUUUAGAUGUUUAAGUCUAAUGAACAGUUCACAUAUUGGCAGUCACUUUGGUAAUAAUAGAAUGUUAGUGAUGAUCACUUGAUGGAUGUUUUUGUGUGCCUGUUUUGUUUUGUUUCUGCCUCUGGAUACCUAAUAGAUGUAUAUUAUUUUUUUUGUGUGAACUUGUUUCUUGAAAGAUCUGACUGUGCUAUUCAGGGUUUUUAUUAUUAUGCUUUCCUUCUAAAUUUAAGUAUCAGAUGGUGGCUGCUACCAGCAAAGACCAUAUGAAAACUGAAAUUGACUGUUUUGUUAAAAAAAUCAGCUAAUUCAGGUAAUCCAAAUAUUUGUAGAGAAAAAUCUGGAUAAUUUAUUGAUCACAUUAGUAUUGUGUAGACAGCUUUCAUAAUCCCCAUUGCGUAGGCUUUCACUGGGGUAGUCAACUUGAUAUGGAUUCACUUUUAAUAUGCUUUGCAUGUAAAAUAAAAAUACUCAAUAAAAAAGUAAAUUUUCAUUUAA